AUUUUAUCAAGUCGAAAAAAAGAUCUUUCAUUUUAGUUGUGUUCGGAAAUAUAUUCAUCGGAUAGAAAAGCUCUCAAGUAGCCAAUGAGAAAGAAGUCUUCGCUUCGUUCAUUCUGAUUGGUCGAUCAAACAUUUUAGUUCGUUUGUACGAAUCAUUGGUAUCAGAUGACAGCGCAACGAUCUAAGAAAAAUACGUGGCAGUGUCCCUUCCUAUCUCCUGCCAGAUUUUUUGCAAUCUGAAAAAUUUUUCGAGAUGACUUAUUUUGAUGUAAUCUAACAAAAAUAAAUUUGUGAAGAUUGGGAAGAUGCGUCUAAAAAUAAUCUAAUCAUGGAGUAUUUAGGCGAAAUAGUUGCUCUCGGAAUUGACACCGUCGUAUUCGCUAUUUGUUUAAAACAAUAUAUCCACUACAAGAAUUCGAUUGAUGCAGUUAAGAGUGUCGAACUGUAUGACGUUGGACCAGAUCUGACAAAUCUAAUAGAUAACAGUCCAAAUAACAAAAUAGAUUAUAUUGCUAUCAGAGGAAUCGUGAAACCAUUAGGAGAAGCAUUGCAAAGUAUUAAUAAAAAAGAUGUUACUGGAGUUAUACAGAAGUUUAGAGUUAGUGAACAUGUUAUCGCUAGAACAUCUACUGGUUUCUGGUCUGCUCAUGAACGAAUAAUUCAGAAAGUAUAUCGUGUGGUACCAUUUGUUUUACAAAAAGGAUGGUACUCUGUGGAAAUUAUAGAUCCAUUAUCUGCUGAUAUCUUAGACUUGGAUAUAAUUUCUGAUCGUUUUGAACCUAGUGUACCUACAUUUGUGGAUCUUAUAUGGGGAUUUUUCACAGGAGUGCGACAACGUGGCAUACAGUCUACAGAAAAAAUGUUACGUGAAAAUUCAGUUAUUACAGCAGUAGGUGAGCUUUCAAGAUCACAAACUAAAUCUGACAUUCUUAAUUUGCAAUCUCCAUUAAAUGGAUCGCCUUUUUAUAUAACAAGCAUGUCAAUCACCACUUUGAUACGGAAUUUAGAUGAUCGUAAGAAGUUAUACAGGAUAUUUUGUGUAAUAAGUGGCACAAUCGGAUUAUUUCUCGGAGGAAUCAUGGCAAGACGUUACUGGAAGAAUAAACAGGAGCAAAGAAUGGUAGAACAGUUACGACAAUCGCUUGAGACAUCUCGUCAAGAAAGACGUCAAAGAGUCCGAGAUAGAGAUCUCAGAGAAGAUCAGAUAUGUGUGGUUUGCAAUACAAAUGCUCGCGAAAUUAUCCUGUUGCCUUGUGGCCAUGUAUGCAUAUGUGAAGAUUGUUCAGCUAGCAUCAAUAAUAACUGCCCCAUUUGCAGAACAGAGAUCACCCAAAGAGCAGCAGCUUAUAUAGUAUAAAUUUUGAUAUGUUUAUAAUAUUUAUAAAACAAAUAUUUCUAUUGUAGUAAAAAAAAUAAUACAAAAGCAAUAAGUGAUAAAGCCAAAAUGAUAUUGCUCUAUUUGAUUUUGAUAUUUGGCAAUAUGCAAGUUUUAAUAUCCAAUGUUAAUAUAUUUGAAAAAUGUUUAUACCACAAAAAAAGUAAAAAUUGCUUU
Nylanderia fulva is the source of this 1552-nucleotide messenger RNA. It is a transcript of the gene Mul1, whose product is annotated as mitochondrial E3 ubiquitin protein ligase 1. NCBI's taxonomy places the organism in Eukaryota, Metazoa, Arthropoda, Insecta, Hymenoptera, Formicidae. Gene Ontology annotation, biological process: organelle organization; protein ubiquitination. The record is from RefSeq and is a predicted model, not a curated record. Gene Ontology annotation, molecular function: ubiquitin-protein transferase activity.